AGAAACCCAUAGUUGUCGUAUCGGAUGCAUCAGGGUACGGUCUUGGUGGGGUAAUUGCUCACAUAGUGAAGGGUGUCGAGAAACCAAUUUGUUUCACAUCCUUUUCGUUGAACUCAGCGCAAAAAAAUUAUCCAAUCCUACAUUUGGAGGCUCUGGCAUUAAUUUCUACAAUAAAAAAGUUUCAUAAGUUUUUAUAUGGACAACAUUUCACGGUUUAUACUGAUCAUAAACCUUUGGUGGGGAUUUUUGGCAAGGAGGGUAAAAAUGCAAUUUUUGUUACUAGACUUCAGCGUUAUGUUUUAGAAAUGUCAAUCUACAAUUUCGAUAUCCAAUACAGACCAUCAUCCAGAAUGGGAAAUGCGGAUUUUUGCUCGCGUUUCCCAUUGAAGGAAGAAGUUCCUAAAUAUCUAGACGAAGAACUCAUUAGAAACAUUAAUUUCGGAAGGGAGUUUCCCAUAGAUUCAAAAAAGAUAGCCGAGGUAACUAGAACUGACGAAUUCCUAAUGGAAAUUAUAAAAUUCAUAAAAACUGGAUGGCCCAAAAGAGUUGACAAACGUUUUGUUGACGUAUGUUCUAACCAACAUGAGUUAGAAAUAAUAGAUGACUGUCUAUUAUAUCAAGACAGGGUUGUGAUUCCGCAAGUUAUGCAAAGCGGGAUCCUCAAGCUGUUACAUGCCAACCAUGCGGGGGUUGUAAAGAUGAAGUUAUUGGCCAGGCGAUCCGUGUAUUGGUUUGGAAUAAAUAAGGAUAUUGAAAACUUCGCUAAGCAGUGUGAUAUUUGUAGUAGUAUGACUGUGGCACCAAAACAAAAAAUCGAAUCUAAAUGGACGCCAACAACAAGACCCUUUAGUAGAUUACACAUAGAUUUCUUUUAUUUUGAACAUCGAACAUUUUUGUUGGUAGUCGAUAGCUUCUCCAAAUGGAUUGAGGUUGAGUACAUGAAAAGUGGUACGGAUUCUGGAAAAGUCCUAAGAAAAUUGGUGGCUAUUUUUGCCAGGUUCGGUUUACCGGAUGUUUUGGUUUCGGACGGGGGCCCCCCAUUCAAUUCUUAUGGUUUCGUAAAUUUCUUAGAAAAGCAAGGUAUAAAAGUUUUUAAAAGCCCACCGUACAAUCCGUCUAGUAAUGGUCAAGCUGAGAGAUUGGUUAGAACGGUAAAAGAUGUAUUAAAAAAAUUUCUAAUGGAACCAGAAACAAAGGAAUUGAAUUGGGAGGAUCAACUAAAUUUAUUUUUGUUCAAUUAUAGAAAUAGUUGCUUGACAAAUGGGGGGGAUUUCCCAUCGGAAAGAAUUUUCAAUUAUACGCCGAUGAAACUUAUUGAUCUGCUAAAUCCAAAAAGACAUUAUAAAAAGCAGUUAUUAUUACCACACCCUCCCGGUGAUGAAAAGUCAUCUAAACCCCCUAUUGAUAAUAAUGCUGAUCCUUAUGACAAUCUGAUGGAAGGUGAUGUGGUGUGGUAUAAAAACCAUAACCCUCACGACCACAGAAAAUGGUUAAAAGCAAAUUUUUUAAAACGUUUUUCUAAAAAUACCUUCCAGAUUUUAAUUGGAAACGUGCCAGUAAUGGCACACCGUAUCCAGAUGCGGAUUAGCCAUACCUCCGAAGGAAGAAACCCGAUGAUAUCCUGGGUGCCGUGUGAAGAUAAAAGGAGUGGAAGGAAAAGUUUGAGUAAUGAGGAGGACUUCAGGGGAUUUCCUGAGCAUGAACAGGAGAGAAAAGGAGAAAAGCGUAAAUUUAACUUCGGGCCGGCGGAUUUGUCGGAUUCGGAAUUAAGAAGAUCGAAACGUUUGCGAAGAGCAAAUUUCGAUACUGAUUUUGUUUAUAAAUGAUCAAAGAUCGUUCGAUUUAGAUUUUUUUUACUAAUGUAAUGUCGAGUUAAACUGAUGAAUUGUAUUGCCAGAAAACUUUUGCUUGAAAUGAAUUUCAAAAUUGUCAGAAGUAAAUAUUUAAGCAAAUAAUACAUAUAAUUAUUGUACAAUAUUUUAGAUUAGUUUUCUCUAAAAGGGAAAGUGCUGAUGUGUAUACCUUUUAUAUAACAUCAUGUUAUUUACGUAACGCACGUAUAUGCUGUCAGCAAGGGCUGAGUAAAAAUAUAGCAGUCCGAGACUGCAUUGCUAUUUGGAAGCUAAACUAUCAACAAGUGUUUUUUUUACUGGAUCUCAACCGAAAUUACUCCUUGGGUCUCUAAGGUCGUCGUUCGCUUUGGAGUCCGCUUUUACUUAUUUGACUGGUAUAAAAUAAAGAGAAGUGAAACUUAAAAGUACCGACACAAAUGACGCGGAACACUCGGGUAGACCUGUGGAAGCCGUAACACCGGAAAAUGUGAGUGAAGUGACAAAAAUUAUAAUGAAAGAUCGUAAAGUGAAGCUCCGUGAGAUUGCUGAGAUGACACAGAUAUCAUAUAGAAGUGUAUUUACUAUCCUUCAUAGAAAAUUGAGCAUGAAAAUGGUUUUUUCCAAGUGGGUGCCGUGAUUGCUUUCGAUGGAACAAAAACAACAACGAGUAGAUGAAAAAAAAAUUUUAAAAAAUGGAAAAACGUUGGAACCAUUGUAUCACCCUAAUAGGUGAUUAUGUUGAUGAAUAAAAAAAAAUUUGCAAAAAAAAAGUUGUUUCCAUUGUUAGUCUCGGGACU
This is a messenger RNA of Malaya genurostris, 2629 nucleotides long. RefSeq lists its product as uncharacterized. The coding region runs from base 306 to 1826 and encodes 506 amino acids. The transcript is spliced from 2 exons. NCBI's taxonomy places the organism in Eukaryota, Metazoa, Arthropoda, Insecta, Diptera, Culicidae. Gene Ontology annotation, biological process: DNA integration. Gene Ontology annotation, molecular function: nucleic acid binding. The record is from RefSeq and is a predicted model, not a curated record.